AUGAAUAGUGAUGAGAUAUUACCGAAGAUGCUUGAUGCUGUAGUUAUUGGUGCGGGUUUCGCAGGACUUUACAUGUUGUAUCGCUUACGUGAACAAGGUUUCUCAGCAAAAAUUCUUGAAACCGGUGAUGGAAUCGGUGGUACAUGGUAUUGGAAUCGUUAUCCAGGUGCACGUUGUGACGUUGACAGUAUGCAAUACUCAUACUCAUUCUCAGAAGAAUUACAAAAUGAAUGGAAGUGGUCGGAAUUAUUCGCUUCUCAGUCGGAAAUCUUGCGUUAUCUCAAUUAUGUUGCCGAUAAAUUCGAUCUUCGUAAGGAUAUUGAACUCGGUAAACGAGUGAAUGCGACAUUUUUCGACGAGAGUCAUUCACGUUGGGAGAUACAAACAAAUCAAGGAGAUCGGCUCUUCGCCAAAUUUUGCAUAAUGGGCAUCGGUUGCGUCUCGGCAACUCAUAUUCCGCAAAUAAAAGGACUUGAUGUUUUUAAUGGUAAUCACUACCAUACAAGUCAAUGGCCACAUAAGGAUAUCUGCUUUCAUGGACGUCGUGUAGCCGUCAUUGGUACCGGUUCAUCUGGCAUUCAAUCGAUUCCGGUAAUCGCCGAACAAGCAGAUCAUGUCUUUGUAUUUCAACGAACACCAAAUUUCAGUAUUCCAGCUCGUAAUGGGCCUAUCAAAGACGAAUACGAACAAUGGUUCAAAUCGAAUUACGCAGAGUAUCGCAGACAGAUCUUUGAUACACCAUUUGGAGUUAUAGUCAAAGACAAAAGGAAUAUCUCAGCAAUGGCUGUCACUCCAGAAGAACGACAAGAUGAGUUCGAGAAAAGUUGGCAAACUGGUGGUGUCGGUUUUCUGUUGAGCUUCAAUGAUCUCAUAUUGAACAAGGAAUCUAAUGAUACUGCAGCCGAAUUUGUACGCACGAAGAUCCGCGAAACUGUCAAAAAUCCCGAAGUGGCUGAAGCUUUGGUUCCGCGGAAUUAUCCAAUAGGUACCAAGCGUCUCUGCGUCGACAACAAUUACUUUCAGACUUUUAAUCGUGACAAUGUGACGUUAGUUGAUCUUCGAAACGGAUCUAUCGAUGAAAUAACACCUAGUGGUAUUCGUGUCAAGGAGAAAAUCUACGAAGUGGAUGAUAUUGUGUUUGCGACGGGAUUUGAUGCAAUGACUGGAGCUUUGCUGAAAAUCGAUAUUCGUGGUCGUUCUGGCAAGACGCUUCGAGACAAAUGGGCGGAAGGGCCUCGUACCUAUCUUGGUUUGAUGAUAGCUGAUUUUCCCAAUUUAUUCAUCAUCACCGGUCCUGGUAGUCCAUCGGUAUUGUCCAAUAUGCCUCGUGCUAUCGAGCAACAUGUCGACUGGAUUGCCGAAUGUCUCAACUAUCUUCGUACGCAUGAUUACGAUACAAUCGAACCGCAGGUUGAAGCAGAGAAUGCCUGGAUCCUUCAUGUUAAUGAGGUUGCUAAUGCAACUCUCUUUCCUCUAGCAAACUCAUGGUACAUUGGAGCGAAUAUCGAUGGUAAACCCAGAGUUUUCAUGCCGUAUAUUGGUGGUUUCAAUGUGUAUAGACAAAAGUGUCAAGAGAUUGCCAACAAUGGCUAUGAAGGUUUUACGUGUGUAAAAGGCAUUCACUGAAUCAUAUAAUUGAAAAAUCGUUGAAAUCACUAACAACAGCCAUCUUUUUAAAUAACAAGUUGUUACAGCGUGAAACAGUUAUAUAUGGUACUUUUCUUUCCUCUCUGCCAUUUUUGUAUUGUAUAUAAAUGACAUGUACAGUACUUUUUUUUUCUUUUUUUUCCUUUCCUUCUCUUCUCUUGAUGUAGUUUAGCCCUUUUCUAUCUCAUCAUGUCUUCUUCAAGUGUUCCUAUAUUUUCUGCUAGUUUUUUUCGUCCGUAUAUAGUUGUCAUUUGAAAAACAAAGAUGGAUGUAGGUGUUGAUGUGCGUCGUAUCCUUGUUGACUUUGUAUUCACCCACACCCACAGCCUAAAAAUUUUUCGUAGAUUAUUUAAUAGAAAGAUCAGGUCAUCCUGAGAAAUAAUUAAACACCUCUAGGCAGGAGUUGUCAGCUUGAUCUGAUACCCGACAGAUCAUCAGGCUAGGCUAAAGUCUUCAGUCUGUAUGUGGUGUAAAAUUAUUUUCACUAGUAUCAAUUAAAACAUAAGAUGAUGAUAAUGGCACUGGAUUUGUGAGCAUAUCGGUGUGGAACAUCGAUUCACGCUUAGUAAGUCACAUUCAUACACCUAGAUAUACGUAUAUAUAUAUGUGAAUGAAUAAUUUUGAUGACUUAGUAAGUGCACCAUUGAGAAUAUACAAGGUACAAAGUGUGUGCAUGCGUUUGUUAUAAAAAGUCAUUCGAAGGACAUUAUGAAGUAAAUCAGCAUGUCGUUGACUGAAAAUAUAUGGAAUGUUUCUUGAAAGUUUUUGUAAAGUAUAUCCAUGUGCCUAAGGUCUCGUAAAUAAAGAGGUCGUUUCUUAGUCUCCGUAUACCGCCGCUCUUUGGCGAAGUGGGCAUCAUUUUCUUUACCAAAGUUCAGCUUUAAAUAAAAAAACCCAUCGAUUCUUGGGUUUAGGCUUCGUUUGGGUUUCGAAUUUUGCUUUGUCUUAGAUUUUAGUUUGGAAUUCUGUUUAGGCUCCAUUUACGUGUCGUCUUUGUGUGUGUGUUGGGAUAUUGAGAUUUGAUUUCGUUCUGUUGUGAUGAAUCAGCGUUCGGAAUCAGAUUUUGACUUCGAUUUCGGUUUCGACUUUCUCUAAUUGGUUCAACUUUUUUAUAUUCUUAUGAUCUGAUGAGUUUGGGUUUCGGCUUGGUUUGAGCGUUGGCUUUGGAUUUAUUGUAAUCAGUUGAGAUGGUGUCUAGAUUUAGUAUCAUGAGUUCCUGUUUUUGCUUGAUUUGAUUUAAUGAGCUUCAGUUCAGGCUAGUUUAAGCAUUGAGUUUUGAAUGAAGGUUGAGUUUGGCAUUCAUUUGGCGCAAUAAAUGUAGGUUUGAUUUGGUUUGUGCGCGAGUUUUGCGUGUUAAACUCAUGUUUAUCUGCCACCUGAACUCAUCAAGCCAUUUAACUUUGGGUAUAUUCCCAUUUUUCUUAAAUUUCUUCUCUAUAUUGUAAAUACUAUAUUUAUAUAAUUAGGAGGAAAAAUUGUAUUUCAAGUUGAGACUCUUCUUAAAAUAGGCUUCUUUAUCCAUAACUUACAUAGAACCAUCGAGAAACUUCACACCGAACAAUUGAAUGAAAUGUACGAUGGAUCAACAACACUUAUGGUAUUUCGAGGUAAAACCAUUAAGAAGGUUGAUUUGGAAACCCAAAUUAAAUAAGGUGGACUUAUAUCGUUCAAUAAUUUUUUAUCAACCAGUGAUGACCGAAAUGUGGUUAUUGAUUAUCGUCGGCAUGAGCUUGUCAUCGGCAUAAACAAACUCGGUGUUCUCUUCAAAUGACAAUUGAUCGGUCGACUUCAUCAGCUCGCUUUGCUUCCAUUGACCGAAUAAGUUAUUUCAAGAAUGAAAUCGAUUUUCUCUUUUGUAUGCACACGAUUUUUCGUGUUCAGCAAAUCAAAAAAUUCAAGAUAGCAAAAUGAUCUAGUGAAAAGUGACACUUACACUCAUUAGUGAUAACAGUGAUCAGCAGCUCACGACUCUUGCUAAGCGAAUGCGAGAAAAAGUCACUGGAACAGUAUCGAAACGAAUGCAUACAUUAUUAUCGACGCAAGGUGAGAAUGACAAGGCUGAACAAUGGUAGACGGUAUCACUCGAAGAGAUAUCCAAUGACAAGAAGAAAGCGUAUUGCUGUAACAAAUUUGGAAUAAUCAAGAAGAAGCGAGGAGAAUACAAAAUGGCGGCUGGGUUUUAGAGAAAAAACUUCUUCCUGAGAAUCAUUCCUAUUUGACUAUUCCCUACAACAACCUUGGUAAGGUAUCUGAUAAAAUAGGCAAAUACGCAAAAGCAUUUUCAUUUGAUGAAAAAUCACUCAAUAUCUUGCAAAAGUCUCUCCCUCCAAUGCAUCCACAUGUAACAAUAUGCAAAAAAAAAACAUAGGACUUGGAAAAGAGAAAAUGUAAUUGAUCUUUCUGUUGCAACAAAUAAAUUUUGUUCCAUGCUUGCUUAUAAUGAUUAGGAUGCUUUUUCUCUAUAGCAUUACUAUUUCGACGCGCACGAGCAGAGAAAUCUUCGAACAACAGGAAAAAAGAGGAAUCUGAUGGGUGUGGGUGUGUCUUCUCUUUAUCAACAUCCACACCCUACCUGUCGUUCUUGGUUGCAUGUAAACGUACUCACUAAUAUUUGACACAUACACCUAAAGUUCAUAGCGUAAGCACCGGUAUGAAUGUCAUCGGCUUUAAAAAUUAUUGAUCGAUAUCCUUAUCGUCAUUAUUUUACAUAGGUUGCUAUGUGGAGAGAAGCGGGGACACAGUUUGCAUCUUGGCAGACAUUUUGCCAAGAAUGAAAAUCACACUUUUUCAUGAUUUUAAUACAGAGAAAUAUAGUUUGAAAUAUGAUCUAUCUAACGGUAUAAUUAAUUUUCUUACAACUUUCAAAGAAAGCGAAAACCAACUGACCAAAAAAUCAGACUGAAAAUCAUCAUGUCAUCGCGA
Molecule: messenger RNA, 4569 nt
Organism: Rotaria sp. Silwood1
Lineage: Eukaryota; Metazoa; Rotifera; Eurotatoria; Philodinida; Philodinidae
Source: the annotation of a GenBank genome assembly